AUGAAAAAUCACGAGAAUCGACCUACUGGCGCUGCACCACUCCCCGAAGUGAAUGAGGUGUAUGCCCACUACUCCAGGCGUGGAAAAGGUCGUGGCCCCGGUCGUGGUCAUGAUAAUAGUCGUGGUCGUGAUAAUAGUCGUGGUCGUUAUAAUGGUCAAAGAAGAAAUUAUUUUCUUGGUGUUAAUCACUCUUCAAAGAAAAAUCACCACCAAAAGGGGAAAAAGAAGGAUGAUAGGCAUGAAGUGCCAGAAGCACGUGGCUUAGAAAACAAAUGCUAUCGAUGUGGUGGAAGUGGACACUGGUCACGUACCUGUCGACGCUGUCGUACAGCAAAGCACUUGGUUGAGCUUUAUCAGGCAUCAAUUAAAAGAAAAGAGAAAAAUCUCGAAGCUAAUUUUAUCUCUGAAAAUCAAAUUGACAUCACACACUUGGAUGUAGCAGAUUUCUUUGAGCACCCUGAAGGAAAGAUAAAUCACUUGAUUGGUCAUGGUUCUGUGGUUAGAGAUGAUUGA
This is a messenger RNA of Lycium barbarum (goji berry), 513 nucleotides long. RefSeq lists its product as uncharacterized. Gene Ontology annotation, molecular function: nucleic acid binding; zinc ion binding. The coding region runs from base 1 to 513 and encodes 170 amino acids. The transcript has a single exon. NCBI's taxonomy places the organism in Eukaryota, Viridiplantae, Streptophyta, Magnoliopsida, Solanales, Solanaceae. The record is from RefSeq and is a predicted model, not a curated record.